Enhydra lutris kenyoni (northern sea otter) is the source of this 744-nucleotide messenger RNA. Its product is annotated as spermatogenesis associated 46. The record is from RefSeq and is a predicted model, not a curated record. Gene Ontology annotation, cellular component: nuclear membrane. Bases 1 to 744 code for a protein of 247 amino acids. Lineage: Eukaryota; Metazoa; Chordata; Mammalia; Carnivora; Mustelidae. The transcript has 3 exons. Gene Ontology annotation, biological process: fertilization.
AUGGAGAACUUCUCACUCCUCAGCAUUUCUGGACCUCGAAUCUCUUCCUCAGCUCUGAGCACUUUUCCUGACAUUAUGUCCUCACACGCCACCAGCUUGCCAGACAUUGCAAAGACUGCACUACCCUCUGAGGCGUCCAGCCCAGCUCAGGCCCUGCCAGCCCUGUACCACAGCAGCGCGUUCCGGCUCGGGGUGCAGAGCCUGGGGUUCUCUCCAGACUGCAUUUUGAGGGAUCCCCAGAACGGGGAGCAGCUGAGGCGGAACUGCACCAUCUACCGGCCCUGGUUCUCCCCUUACAGCUACUUUGUCUGCACAGACCAGGAGAGCCAGCUGGAGGCCUACAACUUUCUGGAGGUGCAGCGGGACGAGGGCAGGGGGGACAGCUGCCUUCCCGAGGACCUGGCUGAGAGCAUCUGCUCGUCCUCUUCCUCCCCAGAGAACACCUGCCCCCAAGAGGCCAGCAAGAAGUCUAGGCAUGGCCUGGACUCCACGGACUACAUCACGUCCCAGGACAUUCUCACGGCCUCCAGGUGGCACCCGGCCCAGCAGAGCGGCUACAAGUGUGCGGCCUGCUGCCGCAUGUACCCCACUCUGCACUCCCUCAAGAGCCACAUCAAGGGGGGCUUCAGGGAGGGCUUCAGCUGCAGGGUGUACUACCGCAAGCUCAAAACCCUCUGGGGCAAGGAGCAGACGGCCCGGCCCGGGGACCGGCUCUCCUCAGGCAAUUGCCAGGCCUUUAAGUAG